GAUUUGUACCGAAACCGAUACCGAACCAUCCCGAACCAUACCGAACCGAUAUGUCGGGAUCGGGAUCGGUACGGUGUAAAAUCCCAUACCGAACCGAAAUAUUUGGUACGGUAUCGGAGUGAGUGAAAGAACUGAGGAGAGAGAGAGAGAGGAGAAGAAGAAGGCUCCAAGAAGAAAUGGGAAUGGUGGGCCCCAUCAGAGUCACCUUUGCUUGUUCUAUGAUGUUCUUCUUCCUUCUGGGCAUCUGCAGAGGAAGCAACAUUGGGGUUUGCUAUGGAAGGAACGGAGACGAUCUCCCCACGCCAGACAAAGCCGUGCAGCUAAUCCAGAACCACAACAUCAAACAUGUGAGGAUAUAUGACUCAAACAUCCAAGUGAUCAAAGCCUUUGCCAACACCGGGAUAGAACUCAUGGUUGGAGUCCCAAACUCAGACCUAUUGCCGUUCUCCCAAUUCCAAACCAACACCGAUUCGUGGUUAAAAAACAACAUCCUCCCCUACUAUCCGGCGACCAAAAUCACCCACAUUACUGUGGGUGCCGAGGUCACUGAAGCCCCGGCCAAUGUGUCUGCCAUGGUAGUCCCAGCACUCACAAACGUACUAGCAUCGCUUCGAAAAGCUGGCCUUCACAAGAGGAUCAAGCUUUCCACUACCCAUUCCUUGGGUGUAUUGUCGCGGUCGUUCCCACCUUCUGCCGGGGCUUUCGCCAGUAAACAUGCCAGUUUUCUGAAACCCUUGUUGGAAUUCCUUGCAGAGAACAGGUCCCCUUUCAUGGUUGAUGUUUAUCCCUACUAUGCGUAUAGAGAUUCCUCCACCAAUGUCUCCCUUGACUAUGCUCUCUUCGAGUCGUCCUCGGAAGUGAUUGACCCGAACACCGGUUUGCUCUACACCAACAUGCUCGAUGCCCAGAUCGACGCGAUCAACUUUGCUUUGAUGGGUUUGAAUUUCAAGACAAUCAAUGUCAUGGUGACGGAAACCGGGUGGCCUUCCAAGGGGUCGCCGAAGGAGACCGCUGCGACUCCAGAUAAUGCCCAGACGUAUAAUACGAACCUCAUCCGCCACGUAAUCAACAAUACUGGAACCCCAGGGAAGCCCGGGGUGGGCAUUGACGUGUACAUCUUUUCAUUGUUCAAUGAGAACAGGAAACCCGGGUUGGAUUCCGAGAGGAAUUGGGGGAUGUUUUUCCCGGACCAGACGAGCGUGUACAGCCUGGAUUUCACCGGGAAGGGUGUUGUGGACGUGAGCACGGGCGCGAACCUCACGAGUGCCAACGGGACAUGGUGCAUUGCUUCGGCGAACGCGUCAGACGCAGACUUGAAAAACGCUUUGGCUUGGGCUUGUGGUUCGGGCAAUGUGGAUUGCUCGGCCAUUCAACCGAGCCAGCCUUGUUACCAACCGGACAACCCGAUUUCUCAUGCUUCGUUCGCGUUCAACAGUUACUACCAACAACAUGGAGCCACUGCCAAUGCUUGCAGCUUUGGAGGAGUCGGUGUUAGAACGGACCAAGACCCAAGCUAUGACAACUGUCUCUACAUGACCACUGGGAACAAAGCUGCUUCUGCAACUACCACCAAUGGAACAGCAAGCCAUUCAAAAGCACCAUCAUCAUCAUCUGUUCAGAGAGUUUCUGUGCAGGCUUCGAGUCAUCUUCUCACACUCUUGGCUUUAUUUUUCGGCAUGUAUUUCAUCAAGGGCACCAUUUAACAAGCGCCAUUGGUGAAAAACACGUCCUUUUGAAUCAAAGUUCGGCUUCUGAUUCAGUGAUUCAUCAUGGUCGCGGGUGGGGGGGGGCAUUUUGUUGUAGAUUAUCUUGCCUCAGCUUUGUAUGAUAAACCAUGGCAAACUACGGUCUACGUCGGUCAACAUUUUUGUACUGUAAUGGUUUUUUUAUGAAUGUCCAUUUGUUUCAAUGCUCAUCAAGUAUUUGUUAUUUUG
Cuscuta campestris is the source of this 1934-nucleotide messenger RNA. The record is from the annotation of a GenBank genome assembly. Lineage: Eukaryota; Viridiplantae; Streptophyta; Magnoliopsida; Solanales; Convolvulaceae.